AUGCUCUCUCUGCAGUAUGGAUUUAUCAACACCUGUUUGAAGUCGCUGGUUGUUGACAAGUUUGGCGAGGAGACAUGGAUGAAGCUCAGGUAACAAUGUUAUUAAUUAACAGCGGACUCACUAACAUCAUAUUAGACUACAUGGAUGUCUCUUGAUAAUUGAAUAAUUGUAAUAAUAUGUUGCGUAAUUCCAGAAGGUGGCGUUAAAGGCUAGCGUUGAGCUCGGCCGCUCUCGCAGCGUGGACCUACAGUGGGGUAAAAAAGUAUUUAGUCAGCCACCAAUUGUGCAAGUUCUCCCACUUAAAAAGAUGAGAGAGGCCUGUAAUUUUCAUCAUAGGUACACGUCAACUAUGACAGACAAAUUGAGAGAAAAAAAUCCAGAAAAUCACAUUGUAGGAUUUUUUAUUAAUUUAUUUGCAAAUUAUGGUGGAAAAUAAGUAUUUGGUCACCUACAAACAAGCAAGAUUUCUGGCUCUCACAGACCUGUAACUUCUUCUUUAAGAGGCUCCUCUGUCCUCCACUCGUUACCUGUAUUAAUGGCACCUGUUUGAACUUGUUAUCAGUAUAAAAGACACCUGUCCACAACCUCAAACAGUCACACUCCAAACUCCACUAUGGCCAAGACCAAAGAGCUGUCAAAGGACACCAGAAACAAAAUUGUAGACCUGCACCAGACUGGGAAGACUGAAUCUGCAAUAGGUAAGCAGCUUGGUUUGAAGAAAUCAAAUGUGGGAGCAAUUAUUAGGAAAUGGAAGACAUACAAGACCACUGAUAAUCUCCCUCGAUCUGGGGCUCCACGCAAGAUCUCACACCGUGGGGUCAAAAUGAUCACAAGAACGGUGAGCAAAAAUCCCAGAACCACACGGGGGGACCUAGUGAAUUACCUGCAGAGAGCUGGGACCAAAGUAACAAAGCCUACCAUCAGUAACACACUACGCCGCCAGGGACUCAAAUCCUGCAGUGCCAGACGUGUCCCCCUGCUUAAGCCAGUACAUGUCCAGGCCCGUCUGAAGUUUGCUAGAGUGCAUUUGGAUGAUCCAGAAGAGGAUUGGGAGAAUGUCAUAUGGUCAGAUGAAACCAAAAUAUAACUUUUUGGUAAAAACUCAACUCGUCGUGUUUGGAGGACAAAGAAUGCUGAGUUGCAUCCAAAGAACACCAUACCUACUGUGAAGCAUGGGGGUGGAAACAUCAUGCUUUGGGGCUGUUUUUCUGCAAAGGGACCAGGACGACUGAUCCGUGUAAAGGAAAGAAUGAAUGGGGCCAUGUAUCGUGAGAUUUUGAGUGAAAACCUCCUUCCAUCAGCAAGGGCAUUGAAGAUGAAACGUGGCUGGGUCUUUCAGCAUGACAAUGAUCCCAAACACACCGCCCGGGCAACGAAGGAGUGGCUUCGUAAGAAGCAUUUCAAGGUCCUAGAGUGGCCUAGCCAGUCUCCAGAUCUCAACCCCAUAGAAAAUCUUUGGAUGGAGUUGAAAGUCAGUGUUGCCCAGCGACAGCCCCAAAACAUCACUGCUCUAGAGGAGAUCUGCAUGGAGGAAUGGGCCAAAAUACCAGCAACAGUGUGUGAAAACCUUGUGAAGACUUACAGAAAACGUUUGACCUGUGUAAUUGCCAACAAAGGGUAUAUAACAAAGUAUUGAGAAACUUUUGUUAUUGACCAAAUACUUAUUUUCCACCAUAAUUUGCAAAUCAAUUCAUUAAAAAUCCUACAAUGUGAUUUUCUGGAUUUUUUUUUCUCAUUUUGUCUGUCAUAGUUGUCGUGUACCUAUGAUGAAAAUUACAGGCCUCUCUCAUCUUUUUAAGUGGGAGAACUUGCACAAUUGGUGGCUGACUAAAUACUUUUUUCCCCCACUGUAUAGGCUAGCUAAUUGAUGGAUUCAUUCACUGCUUUCUGUUUAUUGGUCAUCAAUGGGAUGUGUAACCUGCUGAAAUUAGCUCAUCAUCAUCAUCAUCAUCAUCAUCAUCAUAAUUAUAUGCAGAGAUGAGGCCGGGGUUCAAGAUACCUUCUUGACAUAUGAAGUGUACAAAGACGACAUCACCAUGCAACUGGUGGCUGCGGCCUGCAAGCUACUGGGUAGGCUAAUUUACCAUUCUUUGAUAAAUAACCUGCGACAUCAUAUAUCAAUGUAGCUCUGGACCAGGUCGCGCACUAACAAUCUGCACCGGAGCUAAUAUCAAUGCUGAGAUGUAUUAUAAUAGGGUACAAUUCCAUGCCAAUCACGGUUACUUCCAGAUUAGGAAUUAUAAUUCAAAUCAUGGAUUGAGAAAUAGCUACGAAAAGUUAGGAAUCAUUUUAGAAUAGUGAAUUUCUUGCACUGCAUGGCUUGAGUUUAAAUGGAAUAUUGAAACUCUGUUGCUGAGAGGCAAAAUACAUGACCAAAAUGAUGAUACAAAUUAAAUGUAUAAAUAUUACAAGAUAGAUCAAAAUGUGUUUAGUGUGAUUUUUUACGUAAAGGCGUACAUGUUGGUAUUAGCCUAUGUAUUCAUUAGGACUACUUUCUUUUAUUUUCGAAGAUGUUAAACCAGAGGUGGUGUUGAGACAAUUUGGGGAAUACUUCUUUGACUUUUGUAAACGAUCUGGAUACGACCACAUGUUACGGACUCUAGGAGGGAACCUAUUCGAGUUUAUCGAGAAUCUGGAUGCACUGCACAGCUACCUCGCCCUUUCUUACAAGGUAUAAUGUGUGUGUGUGUGGGGUGUGUGUGUGGGGGGGGUUCAAAGGAUUGGGUUAAGAACGCUGGCACGGUGCCCUGGUUAGUAGGCCUAGUCUUCUUCUGACAACAGCACUGAUAAGGCCUAUAUUAUAUAACAAAUCCGUAGCCUACUCUAUUGAUAUAGGUCUAGAUGUGAUAAUCGAUCUAUAAAUAGUUGACAAUGGAUACAUGUCAUAUUUUGGACAGAAAAAAAUUGUGUCAAAUGAUUUGGAAAUAUGCUUGCAGGAGAUGAAUGCGCCGUCAUUUCGAGCGGAGAGGAACGGUGACGGUACAAUGUUUCUUCACUAUUACUCCGACCGCCGAGGCCUAUGCCAAAUUGUCCCCGGUAAUUAUUCCUGAAUGCUGAUAGAUACAAUUAUUGACGUUAAGAACAAAUUUGUUAACAACUUAAUACACUCAAUAUAGUGAGAUGUUAGCGUGCGUAAAAGUAGGGCCUUUGUGCAUAAAAGUGAAACGACUGUUUCCCCAUUUCCACAGGUAUCAUUGAAGCUGUAGCAAAAGACUUCUUCAACAGCGAGAUAACGAUGGAAAUCGUCAACCAAAUAGAGGAAGUAGAAAGGACAGGAAAGAAGGAGCAUGUAGUCUUCCUCGUCACUCAGAAACCGACAUUUUCGAAUGCAGUUUGCAGUAACAAGCUGUCACAGACGCCGCCAUGUUUGCCCAGAGGCCCCAGGCGCAAUGCAAUGCACUGGAACCCAAACAAGGAGGUAAAAUCCGUGUCAGUACAGCAGAUGACCCUCAAAUCAUUGGGUGCGUCACAAAUGGCACCCUAUUCCCUUGAUAGUAAACCACUUUUGACCAGGGCCCAUAGGUAAUAGGGUGCUAUUGUGGGGACACAUACAUAGGCUACAGAAACAAGCAGAUGCCAUCUCUGAUGAUCUCCAAAUAAUUGUCCCAAAACUAUCUCAAUAACCCAACACAACACAGCCAAUUUUCCAUAUGGUUUGAAGGUGAACCUUUUUAUGCAAUUUAACCAUAACAUGAAUUUCCUCCAAUGUGUCCCUCGCCCCAUCCAUCAGGACAUACAGAAAUCAUUGCAGAGGAAACAUCAAUCUCAGGGAUUUUCCAUGUGUAGGAACCACUGGGAGACUGUGAGGGGGUUGGUCCAACUUGGGAAGGGUAAAGCCCAAACAUCUCUUAUCAUUCCUUUUCUAAUGGAUUGGCUCAUUCUGCCUCAGAUAUCGAUAAAGCCAGUCAAUUCCAUCUUCCUUGUCUUGAUAUCUCUAAUCUUGAUAUCCUUGUCUUGGUAUCACUAAUAGAUGUUUACUUCACUUAUAGGCAAACUCUUGAGAGGAUUUGAGCCAGUCUACCCGAAGAACCUUUGCAUCGACCUGAAGACAUUUUGCAAUGCCUUUCCCUUCCAUAUAGUGUUCGAUGAGGAGGUACAAAAAUAUUAUCUCCCAGAUUCCCUCUUGGUAUUGAGUGCACUGUAAAAAAAUAAAUACUAUUUGGAUCAACCUAAAAAAAAAAAGUCAACUGGUUACAAGUACAUUUGUUAGGUUUUGUCACAAGCGUAGAGAAGAGUAGGCAGGAGGCAGUUGCAGGUUUAGAACUACUGAAUUUAUUAAAGCACCAUAGCUUAAAGCGGGACGAAACCCACAGUGCAAAAUAUAAAGUACUCAGGAAAUAGUAGGCGAGAUUCCUCUCAGGAAAACAAGCAACAUACUGUAUACAAUGACCGACAAAGACAAAUGACAGAGGGAGCAUAUAUAUACAGUGAUAGAGUGGGGAUUGGAACCAGGUGUGUGUAAUGAUGACGAGACAAGUCCGGGGUUGAUGAGUGAAGGGCGUUUGCCAGCAGCAGGUUCGGCAGUAGCUAGAAGGCCGGCGACGCCGAACGCCUGAGCUGGACAGGAAGGGGAGCCAAAGCGAAGGCUGGUGUGACAGGUUUCUCAAUUGAAAAAAACGACACUUGUUGAAACCAAAUAUAUCAUUCAAUGCCAACUGUUAUACUGCAUUAUUAACAAACCCUUAUUUCAAGUUGCAAUUUAUUUCUUUCAACACUUAACAAACUUUUCCCCUAAGUGUUAAGCAGAUUAAAUAACAUAAAUACAAACUAAUAUAUAUGGCUACAACCCAAUUUUUUAUUAUGUACCAAGUUGAUUUUUCACUUUGGAGUUACCUAUCCACAUUUCUUCAAUUGGGUUACAAGCAAUUACAUCAGUUUCCAGUUAAUCAAGAUAUUAAGUUGGUCCUGAAAAUGAAAUAAUGACUCCAAACACUUUCUUUACAUUAGAAUUUCACAUGAACUGGUUACCAAUAUUGUAACCAAAUGGUGACCAUCUCAUCAAUUGAAACAUUUCCAGGCUCUUUAGAAUCACAGUACUUACAGAGAUAUCAUUUAAAGAGAAAUGUCAAAAUUGUUCAACUUCAUAUUCAUCAUCUCCAGCACCACCCCAACAUAUGUGAAAAUGGCACAUUUGUAUGUUUUGUAGUAAAAAAAGAUAGAGGAAGAUAAGUGUUUCCAAUGACAUCAUCAGUGUGCAUCAUGCGAUUUUAACCAAUCAUGAGUAGGCAUUGCCUACUAAUUGCCUAUUAAUUGUCUACUAAUUGGUUGAUGAUGUCAUUGGAAACACUUACCUUCUUCUAUCUUUUUUACUACCAAACAUAGAAAUGCGCCAUUUUCACACAUGUUGAUGUUGGGGUGGUGCUGGAGAUGAUGAAUAUGAAGUUGACAUUUUUUUACAUUUCCCUUUAAGAUUCAGUGCUGGCAGUGAACAUAUAAUCAUAAAAAAACAGAACACAUUACCUGGAAUGACAUUCACUCUCACAGGUGGCCAAAAAUAACAAACUGAAAAGUAGGCCAUGCCUCCAACUCUUCUGAUAGGCUGCCACUGCUACAUUGCACCCACCGCUAUGCAAUGCAAAUGCACAUGUGAUGUUGAAAGCAAUUUAGAAGCUUUCAUUCAAUAAAAAAAAUCACAUCGAUCUGUCAAAUUCUUUAUUUGAUUCAUACAUAUUGAAUAGAAUAGGUUGAAGGAACCAAAGUGUAAUUAUGGAUCAUACCAAUCAAAAAAAGCACUUCCGAUGAACAACAGCGCCGUCCCACUUUUUACAGUGUGCUUUAGUAAUGACAGAUAAGCACUGGGAUGGUUUCCCGGACACAGAUUAGGCCUAGUCAUGGACUAAAAAGCAUUCUCAAUGGAGAAUCUAAAUUAGAAGUGCUUCUUAGUCCAGGACUAGGCUUAAUCUGUGUCCAGAAACUGGCCCUUUGUGUAGAUAUGGUGAAUUGUAAUCUUCAUACAUGGAGUGAGGCUGCUGAAGUGCACUACUUUUGACCAGAGCCCUAUUGACCCUCGUUAAAAGUAGUGCACUACAGUAUAUAAGGAAUAGGGUGCCAUUUGGGACGCAACCUGAAUCUCUGCUCCCUGGUCCAACCCCUGCAGCUGAUGGUGAGACAGGCGGGGGUGAACAUCCAGAAGAUCGUCCCCGGGCUUCAGACCACGAGCAUUCACCUGGACCAGUACUUCAGUAUCGUCCACCCCGAGGUCACCUUCACCAUCUCCAGCAUCAGGAAGUUCAUCAACAGCCACUUUGUCCUGCAGACGCGACGCGACAUGAUGCCCGAAGCCUGGAGGGAUAGACCCAUGCUGGAGCUCAGAGGUGGAAUGAAUGUACAGAUGAAUGAAUGAAUGAACGGUUGAAGUAAUGAAAGAAUGGAUGGGUGAAUGGAUGAAUGCAUGAUGAAUAAAGGAAGGAAGAAAUACAUGAAUGGUUAUUUGUUGUUGUGUCAUGCCACUUAUGCAACCUAUCCCACUAUAACCAUUUGACAGAAACACCCCCCCCCCCCCGUACCCCUUACUCCCCUGUUCCCAGGCCAGAUGUUGUGGAUGGAGUCUCUGCAGUGCAUGCUGUACCAGGCCUCCCCUUUGCUGCGGAGCCUCCACGAGCUGGAGGAGCGGCGCAUGCACAUCUCUGACAUCGCCCCUCACGACGUCACGCGGGACCUCAUCCUGCUCAACCAGCAGCGGCUGGCUGAGAUGGAGCUCUCCAACCAGCUGGAGAGGAAGAAGGAGGAGCUCCGACACCUGUCCCAGCAUCUGGAGGAGGAGAGGACCAAGACGGAGAACCUGCUGUACGCCAUGCUGCCCAAACACGUGGCCAACCAGCUGAAGGAGGGGAAGAGAGUGGAAGCAGGUGAAUGACACAGGGAGAGGAGAGGUGGCGAGAGUAGAAUAGAAGAGAGGAAAGGUGCGGAGAGGCGAGUUGAGGAAAGGAGAGGUGGGGAGAGGAGAUGAGAGUAGGGGAGAGAAGGGGAGGGGAGGUGAGGAGAAGAGGGGAGAAGAUUAGAGGAAUAAAGAGGAGUGGAAAGGAAAGAAUUGGUGAGAGGAUUGGUGGUGUGUGAAAUGCCCUAGUGGGGCCAAAAACUUGUCUGCCAAUACCAGUAUACAGUAGCCUAUGCCUCCCUUGCUCUGACACACAACAGACAGUAGAGAUGUACAGAAUGGAAUUGGGAUUUUUGAAGGAUAUUUCCCUGCCUUGCUGCAGUGUAUUACAUAUUUAAUGAAGGCAUGAACUACAGAUUUAGACAGCACCACAACAGAGCCAGCGGCUCCCAGACACAUCUGUCUUUGAAGCACAGAACACAGACAGACAGACAAACAAACAGAUAGACACAGACAGACGGACACAGAGAGCCAGAAAGACGAACACGCACGCACGACGCACACGCACACAAUUCUUGUGCAUGAACAGCACACACACAUGCGUGCACACACACACACAAAAUUAGUUGAUAUGAAUCAACAGGCCAGCUACAUAGUGGAUAAGUAUUAAGCAGAAUAACUUGUUUUCACUAUUGUUCUCGACAUUGCAAAAGGACUCAAACAGUGCUAUAUUUAUGGAAAUGGCCAUAUGGUCGGUGGUGGUUGUGGUUCUGUUUGCUCUAAAGGAGAGUUCAAGGAGUGCACCAUCCUCUUCAGUGACGUGGUCACCUUCACCAACAUCUGCUCGGAGUGUGAGCCCAUCCAGAUCGUCAACAUGCUCAACUCCAUGUACCUCAAGUUUGACCGGCUCACCACAGUACACACAGUUUACAAGGUAACAAAAUAUUACAUUUGUCAGAUAGGCUAAACAUAAUAAAUAUAACAUAUUUAUCAUUCAUAAUUUAAACAUUAUUCUACAUAUCCAUCUAUUCAUUCAUCUGGACCAGGCAGCCUGGAAUAGCUAUUCCAGUACUUAUCUCACCAAUAUCAAUCUGCCUGUGGUUGUGUCUGCAUCAGGUGGAGACCAUAGGUGAUGCCUACAUGGUGGUAGGUGGCGUGCCCAUCCCAGUGUCCAGCCAUGCUGAGAGGGUGGCCAACUUUUCCCUGGGCAUGAUCAUAGCAGCUAGGGAGGUUAUCAACCCCAUCACAGGGGGGCCUAUCCAGGUGAGACACACAGAUCGCUGGUGUAUUUGAAUGCUGAAUUGAUUCUUCCCUAUAUUUUUGUAACAGCAUUGUUCCAUUGAUCCAAAUCCAAAGGGUUGUAUUUCCCCGCCCUUGUCUUUCUUUUUGAGCUGAUCUUUCUCAGUUCUCCUGCUAGUUUAUAAUCACAAUACAAUACCUCUCUCUGUGUCUGAGGCUGGUCUAGUGGGUAACUCAGCCGUUAGCAGCACAUAAAUGUCAACCCCCAGCGUGGAUAUGAAUCCUUCCACUACUCAAUGCUCAUUUCCACCUAUUUCUGUCUCAAUAAAGUAAAAAUAUCCCACAAAAUAUAUUUAAAAAACAACCAAUACCUCUCUGCUGUAGAUCCGGGUGGGUGUACACAGCGGGCCGGUUCUAGCUGGUGUGGUGGGGGAGAAGAUGCCUCGGUACUGCCUGUUUGGAGACACAGUAAACACGGCGUCUCGCAUGGAGAGCCACGGCCUCCCCAACAAGAUCCACCUCAGCCCCAGUGUUUACCUGUAAGACCUCAGCUCAUGUCACAUGACUGAACUGCAGGAAAUCAAAUCAAUCAAGCAAUCGAUCAAGAAUGCAAGCAAGCAAUUUUAUUUAUAAAGCCCUUUUUAUAUCAACUGUUGUCAAAAAGUGCUUGAUGAUUGGUUGAUUGGUUGGUUGGUUGGUUGGUUAGUUGGUUGGUUGAUGGAUUGAUUUAUUAAUUGAGUGCUUGGUUGGUUGAGCCCAUAGGGCUCUGGUCAAAAGUAGUGCACUAUAUAAGGAAAACGGUGCCAUUUGGGAUGCAGGCUUUGUUUUCAUAUGUCUUCCUCCUCCAGGAUUCUGAAAGACAAGGGCUUCAUGCUCCAAGAGCGAGGGGAGAUCGAUGUGAAGGGGAAGGGCAGGAUGUCCACCUACUUCCUGAAAGGGAACCUGAACGCCACGGAGCACCAGAUCAUGGGCCGCUCAGUUAAGGAGGCCGACUCGGGCCGUGCGUCUGUCCAGUCGGCACGGGACUGCAGCACAGAGGCAGCCCUGUAUAGACCGGGUAAACAAGGUUCUCCUGUCUGUCUGUCUGUCUGCCUCUCAACUACUCUCUUUAAAAAUACACACCUUUAUAAAUAUACAGUACACCUGAGGAACUUUCUUAGACGUGUGUCUCACCUUGUUGCAUCUUAUUUGUGUGUCUAAUUCUUUGACUUUGAGGUAGCUCAGCCUAGUGUGCAUUAUCUCACCAGGUUUUCUGUUCCCCGAUAUUUAUGGCGCAUUUAGCCAUAAUCACCACAGAGACAAACACUAACCCCAUUCUAGUUUCCCUCACUUGGCUGUGGUCGAUUAUUAAUGCCUCACUCUAACGCUAGACCUCUUUGUUGGAAUCUAAUCCCACAGCCAUCCAGAGGGUGCAGAGUGAGGACAGGAACCCCGCAGUGCCCAUGGAGUAUGGAGACAGCCUGACCGACCCGCCGCCCUCAGUUCAGCUCACUGACCCCCAGCCACAAGCCAGAGCCAAGGGCCUCACAGGUGCCUCCUCCUGUUUAUUUUAUUGCAUCAUUCUUUCUUUCUUUCAUUCUUUCUUUUUAUUUAAUGAUAUUCUUGAAUAUGUACAUUUUAUUUAAGUAUUAUAUUCUUAAUAUCUUAUAUUCUUCAUCUUAUUCUAAGAUGAUCUUUAAGUCAUAGGUAAAAGACUGCUCCUCCAUUUCUUUUAGAUUUCUCCUAUUGGUUACCUCCAUUACCUCCCACUCAGCCUGCAGUAUUGACUCUCGGGAGGUGUGUGUGUUUCACAGGUAAACCUCGGGACUCAGAGAGCUACGGCAGUCUUCACAGUGACACCAAGUCAGUGGAGGGAGGUGUCCCCAACCCAGACCACCAGCUGACCGGAGCAAACUUGUCCCAGAGUCCCAGUCCCAUAGAGGCUGAGGCUCCUCCUUCCACUCACAGGAACAAACACAUCCGGACC
Messenger RNA from Coregonus sp. 'balchen', 10022 nucleotides. Lineage: Eukaryota; Metazoa; Chordata; Actinopteri; Salmoniformes; Salmonidae. The record is from the annotation of a GenBank genome assembly.